Messenger RNA from Xyrauchen texanus (razorback sucker), 6716 nucleotides. It is a transcript of the gene nckap5l, whose product is annotated as NCK-associated protein 5-like. The coding region runs from base 161 to 4615 and encodes 1484 amino acids. The transcript has 12 exons. Gene Ontology annotation, biological process: microtubule depolymerization; microtubule bundle formation. The record is from RefSeq and is a predicted model, not a curated record. Gene Ontology annotation, cellular component: microtubule plus-end. Lineage: Eukaryota; Metazoa; Chordata; Actinopteri; Cypriniformes; Catostomidae.
AGAGACGACGAUAAAACAUCUAAGCAGCGGCUGGGAAAACAGAUAAAAAUGUCCACACGCAGCGAAUUUAAAAACACAGUCAAGGGUAUUUCUUAGCAAUAUUUAUCGGGGAUUUUUCACACCGUCCGAAGCAACACAAGGAUCGCGCGAGGUAGAGACAAUGUCAGAAGAGGCCCAAAAUAGAGUGGAUGAGGACUUUGAGUCUGAGGAGGGAGAUCUUGAAUCCUAUCUAGAGGAAGAGAGUAGCAGUGAGCUUCUGGAGCGAGUGAAAGAACUUCAAGCUGAGAACUCUGCCCUGUCCCUUGCCAAUGAAAGCCAGAGAGAAGCUUAUGAGCGAUGCUUGGACGAGGUGGCCAAUCAUGUUGUCCAAGCUUUACUCAAUCAAAAGGAUCUCCGAGAGGAAUGCAUUAAGCUGAAAAUGCGUGUGUUUGAUUUGGAGAGGCAGAACAGAACACUGUGUGAACUUUUGCAGGAGAAAUUACACAGUCAAUCAUGUGCACAUCAGCAGCAGCCAGGUCCCUGUUUGGAACACAUCGGUGAGCUGCAGCACAGUGAAUCUACCAAACUGAUUGAGACUCAGAGGAUUCCGCAGGCCAAGGGAAACAGUGAGUGUGCACAAAAUUGCAUACCUGACACCCAGGGCUCAUCCACCUCAAUGGAGGCCAUGUCCCCAUUCUUGAAAAAGAAAGCACACAUAUUGGAGGUCCUCCGCAAGCUUGAAGAAACGGAUCCACUUCGGUACCAUCGUUCCUCUGGCAUUCCCUCAAUCUGUGAUUACAGCCAGGCUCUUGCCUCCAAGGAGGCUGUAUUAGCCUGCAGAGACAAUUCAUCCAGGUGCAAUGCACCCAAAGCACAUUGUUCCCAUUCCUGUCCAGAUGUUUGCACACAUCAGCAUUUGAAUGGAGGAGAGCACAGCAAUGUAAAGUGUGGUAGUUGUAGCACAUGCCUGAUGCUGUCCAAUAAAGAUUCCGUCAGCUUAGCCAAGAGUAGCCACAAUUGUUGCACUUCAAACUCCAUUAAUAUUGAUAACCUCAAUUUGACUCGGCCCGAUAUCCAGGAGAACAUGGACUCGCAGAGCCUGGUGAAGCCUGCCAUAGGUACAAGUGAACUGUUUGUAAAUAGAACAUCUGCUGACGUGUCUAUUCUUUUAGUGGACCCACCCAAUGAUCCCCACCCAUUAGAAGUCCCAGAGUCAUACUCCAGAUUAUCAGUCUCGGAAAGAGAUCAGACCAGAGGAGUUCCUGAUCAUAUGUCCGUAGAAACAAGAGACAAGAAUUGGUUGUCAGAUGUUCUGCUCGAGUCACAAUCAAACAGGUCAAGUGACAGCUCCUGCAAUGAGACCAUUUGUGAUGAUGGCACAAUUGAUGUUACCCUACUGGACUCUGACUUAAAGCACUUAAAUGUUGUGGUGCCACAGAGACUUGAGAAAGAAAUUGGUAGUGAAGAGUUUGCAGUGAAAGAAUACUCUGACUGUGUAUAUCAAGCCAGCACAGCCACCUCAAAGCUGCCAACUCUUGGACUCGAAGACAAUGCACACUUUGAUAUGGAAAGCAAUGAACUAGUUCACAAAGGUCUCUUAUUUUUGCCCAAUGAGAAUCACACUGCCUCAAAAGUAUUGGAUGAUAUCUCUGUCCCUGUGAAAGACAGCACCCCAACUGACCCUCAGUCCAAUAGAUCUAAAGUUGCAGUGAGCCCCAAUCAAGUUUCCUGCCUUAGAGAGGUCAAGGCCUCCCCCUCCAAACUUCUCAAAUUCCUGAAGAUACCCACUAUUGAAGAACAUACCACAGUACCAAAUCCACCUCGUCUCAGUCCUCAGUUGACACGAAGUUCGAAAAUUCCUUGCCGGAGCAACAACUAUGAGGUGCAACAGUCACCUGUCGCAACAAGAAAAGCCACCACAACUGAGAGGCAAAGACAGUUGCCUGCCUCUAAAUCAGAGUCACACUCCGCUCCAACUUCUCCACCCCAGCCUGAUGAUGUCCCCACACAGCUGACAAAGGAGCUUAGUUGUGGAAUACCUAAAACAAGUCGUGUAGCCAAACCUACGCAAAGUUCUCCCAUUCAGAAGACCCCUCAGAAAAUACCACACUAUGAAAAUGUCUCUGAUCUCUCAAAGACGUGUGGCACCGAUGUAUCCCAGUUGCUUGUGGAAGUGAGCUCAUCUCUUUGCAGUGCCAGUCCCAGUAAAGAAGGGGUGAAAGGAAAGCAGCAAAAAUGUGUUAUUGAAUGGCCAACAAGUCUCAAGCAGAAAGAUAUCUCACCAGAGUCUGAUUCUUCAGACCAGGAGGACAGCUCGGAGAGUCCAGUUUGGCAUAAGCAAGUCAAUCAUCGCAGUCUGCCUAGUCAGUCAUCAUCGCAGAAGGUUCAGAGCGGGAUCGGCACAAGGUCCAGAAGCCAAGAGAAGAAUGAAGUCACAGUUAAUGAUCCACGGAGCACACAGUCACCUUUUAAAAGGGAUGAUCCGCCACCUGUUCCUAGAAAAUCAGGGAUUGGAAGACAUUUAGGUGAAUCAAGCCAUUCAUUUAAAGAGCGACUGGCUGCACUUGGCAAGCUGAGGAACCCAGAGGAAACGACAGCUUGUCCUCCGCUUGCAGAGAAAAAAGAAAUUCAGUCCCCUGCAUGCAUACUAGCACAGUCCAAUGAUAAAAGCAAAAUGGCUGACAGAAAUUCUGAUUGUAGGUCAGGAGAAUAUAGACUUCCAAAAAAUACAGAAACCACAGAUGAUAAACCCUACCAUUCAGGUCAUCUUGAUGGUGCUAUCUCCAAACAAGCUGACCAAGCAGUCAGGUCACUGCCCUCUAGCUCGUUAGUCUCGAAAAUUGAACAUGAAUCUUCUAGAACAUUCUUAGCCAAGCAAGAGAGUCCAAAAUCCAAGAUGCAUCCACCAUCUACUAAUUUAGAAGCAGCACAAGCUUUACGCAGCUAUGCUAAAAGUACAACACCCCACAGCCUUUCAUAUAAUGUCAAAAAUGUUUCUGGCUCCCACAGUAGCAGCCCCAACAAAAUCCCACUCAAAUCACCAACGAAAACGGUGCCACCAUCUAUGAACCGAGAUGGGAAACCUACUCCGGAGUUCCAGAGGUACAUGUCAAAAUCUGAGGACAGGAGCCAUCACAGGGCCAAUAAGAAGAAAACUUCUUAUGGAGAGAGCCUUCCUCCUCCACCACCAAGACCGGUAGAAUCUGUAGAAGAAAAGAGGCACUCUGCUCCCAGCCCUCAGUCCUCUAUUGAGCAGAAGGUUAUGAAGGGCAUUGAGGAGAAUAUGCUGAAACUGCAAGAGCAAGAUAAAGGGCAAAUUGUCGAGGUCAAGCAGAAGGCUUCCAAUGGUAUUGCCAACUGGUUUGGCCUGAGAAAAAGCAAGCUUCCAGCUCUGAGCCGAAAACCAGAAGCAUCAAAGAUGAAAGAUGACAAGAGAGAAUGGAAACUCAAUAUAUCUUCGGUUGGCAAGGACACCAAGGGCGCUGCUAAGAAAACAGAGAGUGAGAGCUUGAACAUUUCUAUGCUAAUUGAGAAAGCUGAGGGCUUGCAUAAAGCUCUUGAAGAAGAACGGGCUUAUGUGAAUGGAGUGGCUUUGGAUCGCCAAGGAAAAGGACAUUCUUGUGAGGUAGUGAUGGACCAAGCCCAAGGGCAGCUGUCUGUAAUGUACAGAGGAGUGCCAUCUGACAACUUCAUGCAGCAACUGCUAAACCGGGUUGACGGGAAGGAUGCAGGUAUCAGUAUGGCACAUCGACGCCUCUCAUUUGACUGUAAAUCCAGACCUGUAUUCAGUCAUCAGAGCACAGUCAUUCCUAGUCAGACAAGAAGCAAUGAUGACAUGGAAAAGGUUUCUACUUUGAAUAAAGAUGUUACGUCUGAUGAAAACCUGGCUGAGACGAUUCAUCAUGAACACUUUGCAGUACCCUCUCUUACUUGCUCAGGAAUCUCUACACACACCCUUGACAGUGGCAUCGGCACUUUCCCUCUUCCUGACUACAGCGCAAAUGUUGGUUGCAAAAGCAUUCCCAAAGGGAAAGCCCAUGGAGAGUGUGACCCUCCUCUUCUCCAUGGAAAACAUGGCUCAGGAAUGAAGAGUUCCCACAAGGGCUGGACUUUGGAGAGAGAACUGUCAUCUUUAGAAGAAGAUUAUAUGGGUAGUCAGGAUAUGGACCAUCGCACCAGCACAUUGGAAACCAAGAUUCCAUCCAGCCAGAUUGGAAACAUUGUUCAUGAUGACACUGAUAUUUGUGGAGCACCUAUGAAAUUAGGCCCCCCCACAAAGAACUGGACUUUCCCUAACCUCAAAGCAUCUGCAGAGCCAUCUGAGGUUUAUCUUGGUGUCGGAGAUGGAGUGGAGCCAAUCAGUCAUAAGAGUUCUUUUAAGAGGCACAAUAAGACUAGUGAUUCCAUGGCCAACCGCGAAGGCGACCCAAGAAGUCUUCCUCAACCUGGUCAGGCACGUCGAGGCAAAAGCCGUAUUCCUACUAACCCAGAGAUGGUGAGGGACACUGGUCUAGAGUUGGUGAGAGAGAGACCUGACGAUGGCCUAUCUCCAAGCCAUCCCCAAGUCCUCGAGACCCCCGAAUCUCUGAGCGAUUCUCUCUACGACAGCCUGUCCUCCUGUGGUAGCCAAGGCUGAAAUUGUUUUAGAAGGUAGGACUGAAUGAUAACCAGGUACCAACCUUUUUUGUAACCCUGAUUCUCGUGAUGCUUCUUAAGCUUCAGACAUUUUCAAAGGUGGAUACUUGCGGAUAACCCAUUUUUUUGACCCGAAAAAACCAACACAAAAUGUUACCCCUGUACACAAGAUACCCAUGUUUGUAUCUCAGUUAUCCUUAUGGAUGGAAGGAGGACUAUUACAGUUUUUUUGGUGAUGUCAUUUUUAAACCAUUAUAACAACUCGGUCACCUCAUUCGUGUUCUCUGUUUCAAGUGGUAGCCAAGUAGUGACGUUGAACUUCAUGUUAUUGUUAAAGGGACGGUUUGCCCAAAAAUGAGAAUUCUGUCAUAAUUUCCUCACCUUUAUGUUCUGAACUCAUAUGACUUUUCUUUCAGCCUCAGUCACCAUUCACUUUCAUUGUAUCGAGAGAAAUAAUGCAAUUAAAGUGAAUGGCGACUGAAAAUAUAUUUUUUCCUAACAUCUUCUUUUGUGUUCCAUGACAGAAAGUAAGUCAUACAGGUAUGGAACACAUGAUGGCCAUUUUUGGGUUAACCACCUCUUCAAGUAACUUCAAAGACGAAAUCUCUGAGUCCAUUGCAACAGUCUUCCAGUUUUUAAACUCACCGAAUGUCCUGGUAUUCUCAUGCAACAUCAGUGCACAUUCUUUGGGAACAUUUGUGUAAAGUUAUUGGAAAGUGAAUGUUAAUAUAUGUGAUUUUCAGUUAAUUUAAUAUGCAUAUUUCAUGAUAAGAAAAAACAGUGCAUUUGUGUAAAACUUCAUGCAUAGAGCUUUGUUUGAUUCAUUACGUUUAAAGAUAAAAAUCUUGUAGCAGUCUCUUAAGUGCUAUCCGUGUAAGACAGAGCUACAGUGUUCCACAGUGAAUUGUUAUUUACAUUUAUUUAUUUUCUUUAAUAUUGUGGUAAGAAAAGACCACAUUUUAUUGGUUACUCCUUUUCAGUUCUUUUAAAACCUGUUCUGUGCCUGAUUUUGUGUGUUUGUCUCUCUUGGUGUCUAUAGGUUAGUUUGUUCCCCAAAUUUGGCCAUGGCUUGUUUGUGUAUAUAAUUUUUUUUUUUUUAAGCAAUGAUUUAAAAAAAACAAAACAAUAACUUGUGAUUUGUGAACUCGACCUAAUUCUGAACUGUGUUAUUGGAUCAACAUGCCUACAAUCUCUGACAUUGUAACACAAUUUAAAUUGACAACGACUUUCCAAGUUUGACCACGGCUGAACGGACAACAAAAAUGUGCAAAUAAUUUUCAAACCAUUCCCAUCGAAUAGAGGCUGAUAAUUCAUUCAUUUACUAUUUUUGUUGAUGCAAUAUUGCUGACUCUGCCUUAAACAUAUUUUCACAGCUGUUAGUAUCCUACUCUGGGCCAGGUUUAAUGAAGAUGAUAACUCAGCAGAAGGGAUUUUCAUUGGGAGGGAAAUGCUAAAGUUUUCCACAUACCCAUAUUUCUUCAACAUAAAACGUUUUGGUGCAAUUCAAGUCAAGGUGUUGCAAUGCAUGUUUUUGAUGAUGCUAAUCCUGCGAAACGGAUUAUAGGCACAAAAAAAAAACAUUCUUGCAUUUUCAAGUGGUUGCACAAAAGCCAUAGGUUAGUAGCACAGCCCAAAUCUUUUCAAAUAUGUGCUGACCUAUUUUUUAUAAAUCAACCAUAGCAAAAGACUAAUCAGAAACAUUCCCAAACAUGCUUACUGUCAUCCAGCAGUCUUUUCAGGCCCAUGUGAAAUGUACCAUUUGUGUAGAGACAAAUUACUUUGUAGCUCCAUCUAAUAAGCAUGACACUGUUUGUCGCAAAUCCAUUUAUUUUUUGAAGUAGUUUGUGUUACUAUGUUAGAUCAUAUUUUGCAUGCCGUUAUAAACUUUGUUAUUUACUUUGUUGUAAUUUUCAGGAAUAUUUUAUAUUAGUUUGGUAUGUUUACAAAAGAAUUUAUGAAGUUGUUAAUAUAUCUGUCAAAUGUUUAUACAGUAUACUGUAAGGUGCUAUCUGAUUUUUUUGUUUUUCCACUCUGUCCUGCAAAAGCCAUAAAUUUGUUUUCAUAAUCUCCUUUCUUAGCAAUUGCCAUUACUCAUGUGAUAA